This is a messenger RNA of Amaranthus tricolor (Joseph's coat), 1725 nucleotides long. RefSeq names its product inactive protein RESTRICTED TEV MOVEMENT 2-like. The record is from RefSeq and is a predicted model, not a curated record. The coding region runs from base 244 to 1197 and encodes 317 amino acids. Lineage: Eukaryota; Viridiplantae; Streptophyta; Magnoliopsida; Caryophyllales; Amaranthaceae. The transcript is spliced from 2 exons.
AAUGAAAACAAUUGGUUAUUUGCAUAACCUUUUUUGCUAAUACACUAUUGAGAUUGAGUAAAAGAUGAACAAAAGUUAUUUCUUUUAAGAUCAAAUCAUAUAAAGAUUCAUACAUGUAAUUUAAGUGCUCAUUUUAAAAAUGAAAGGAACUAUAUUAAACUAGCAUGAUAAACACAAGUAGUUCCCUUUCACAUGAAAUACAUUAUCAUCUUGGCUGCAUUUAUCUAACACCAAGAAGUUGUGAUGAUGCCUAACACUUCGAAGCGCCAUUACCAAGAUUUUGAUCCUGUUUCAGAAUUGAUAUCAGAAAAAGAAAGUGACGUCUUGAUUGUUGAUCUCCCAGGUUUCAGGAAGGAGCAAUUGAACGUUUCAGUAACCUCAUCAGGCAAUGUAAGAAUAAGAGGAGCGCGGUUGAUUGAAGACAACAUAUGGAUGCGUUUUGAAAAACAUUUUCAGCCAGCGUCGAACAUCGAUACAGAUCACAUGACUAGUAAAUUUUUAGGAGGCAAACUUUACCUCACACAGCCUAAGUUGAACAUAACAACAGAAACUGAACAAGCAGAUGCAGAAGAAAAAACAGCUGCAGAAGCAGCAAAUACCAAACAGCAAGAAUUGCUAACCAUGUCACAACGUCAAACACAAGAAUCACCACCCACGACAGUAUCUAACCUGCAAGAAGCACCACCCAUAACAGAACCUCAAUUGCAAGAAUCACCGCCUGCGACACAUCCUGAACCGCAAGAAUCUGCACUUGUGGCACAAACUCAACUACAGGAAUUAGAGUCUGUGCCACAACAUCAACCACAAGAAUCAGAGUCUGUGCCACUAUCUGAACUGCAGGAAUCAGCACUUAUACCACAAACUCAGCUGCCAGAAUCAGCAUCCUUACCACAAACUCAACCCCAUGAAUUAGAACCAGUGCAAGAACAGGAAGCUCCUUCUGAGGUAAAGGGCGAGGAAGCAGAGGACAUCGAAGAAAAAUCCGAGUUACAUGAGGGAAAUAAACAAGCAUGGGAUGGUUGUGAGGUUAUUAAGGAGCUGAUAAGAAAUCCAGAGAAACUGAAAAAGUACACUAUUUAUGUUAUGAUGUUGCUUAUAAUUCUACUUGGAUUGUAUAUGAAUAAGAUGUUCAAUCCAUUUACCGAGAAGCUGGCUGAGCAGCAAAGUGGUUUCGGGAUUGAUCAUCAAGAGCUUUGAUCUUUGAAAGAUUAAAACGAUGAGAUGCAGCAGGACCUAAUCACUACUUGAAAAUUCUCAGAUCGAAUUCAUGAAUAUUUUAGUUCUGAAGAUGCGUAUUUCCGACAAAUAGUGAAAUUUACAAGCAAUAAUACGCCAUGAUUUCAUUUUGAAAUAUAGAUUCAGUUUGUUUGGCUUGGUAAAAUUUGUAAUUUUGAGAACGGGUUUGUCACUUUGUUUGUACCUGUAGAAUUUACAAUAGUCAUAAUUUACAAUAGUCCAAAUAAAGUGGGACAAAGUCAUUAAAGUCGAGGGAGUAUUACUUUAUGCGAUCUCUCAAACUAAGUUUGCUCCAAACGGACAAACCUUCCCAAUGAGAGGCUUUUUUCACAUAAAGGGGCCAAACUCAAGGGUCCUUAGGAGUACUUCUUGUCUUAGGUGUUAGGAAAUAACCCAUAUUUGAUCCACAUCGAAGAAUUAAAGAGAGGUUGACUAACAUGUAUAAUUGAUGGACUACUCUUUCUAAUACCAAUUGGUUUUAAGAUGAAA